This is a messenger RNA of Schizosaccharomyces osmophilus, 1638 nucleotides long. RefSeq names its product exocyst complex subunit Exo70 (gene exo70). The record is from RefSeq and is a predicted model, not a curated record. Gene Ontology annotation, biological process: exocytosis. The transcript has 3 exons. Bases 1 to 1638 code for a protein of 545 amino acids. Gene Ontology annotation, molecular function: phosphatidylinositol-4,5-bisphosphate binding. NCBI's taxonomy places the organism in Eukaryota, Fungi, Ascomycota, Schizosaccharomycetes, Schizosaccharomycetales, Schizosaccharomycetaceae. Gene Ontology annotation, cellular component: exocyst.
AUGGAGGUUCUACAAGUGAUUCACUCUAACCUCCCCAAAAUUAAAGCGGAAUUGGAUACCUCGGAUAAAAAUGAUGCCCCAAUUACAGAAAAAAUACAGCUUGUAAUGAGAAUGCUGAGAGUGCUUGCUCGCUAUUUUAUAAGCUUACAGUCAAGUCCACUUCAUUUUUCAACCAAAACACAGCGUAAAGUCGAGGUUGCGUUAAGCGAAACAUGUAGCAGACUUUCUGUUUUGUGUCAGAAAGUUUUACAGACUCAUGCUGCAUCUUCGUUGAAGAAGGCAUCGACCAUACUGGAUUUGGAUCAAAUAUGGGCAUUUCCUACGGAAACUCUUCAACAGUUUAUGGGGUUGAUUCAACAAUUUGACAAUGAAGUUCUGUAUCCUAUUUCCUAUUCCUCAGAUAUCAGUUCCAACUACGUCAAAAUUAAAAGUGAGUGUUUGGUCCAGUUAUUAAAAACCCUAUCUUCACAAUCCGAUGCAGGACAAUUGAAUGAAGCAUCGAAAGACUUCUAUCGAGGAAAGGAAGAAGUUGCAAUUUAUUUGAUUGCGUUAGCUAGAAUUCUUUCUGCUACAGCUUCAGAGCUACUCCAAUUAUAUGAUACAGAAACAUCUCAAGCUUUAUACCAGCGAAUUGGAAAGAAUGUUAUUUCAACUGUUUCAAAUAUUAUACAUCAACGGGAAGCAGUUUAUGAACAACAGUCUGCUCUCGAGAAUCAUCCUCUGUUUCCACUGAUACAUUGUGUAAAGAUCACCGAGGAUUACAUGCAAAUGAAUAUGCCUUUCGAGGAUGUUGCUUUGCUUGGCUUAGUUUCUGGCGUCGGAAAGGAAGCGGAAAAAAUUAUUAUUGCUUCCUUAUCGAGUUUGUACAAUGGCUACUGCAACAGUUCUAGGCCUGUAGCACUAAGCACCAAUGGAGUUAGUGACAUCGCUCAAGGUAUCAUGUUAUUCUUAACAAGCUUAUGCCAAUAUAAGGAUUCAUUUUAUUUAUUAGAGAGUAUUGGUAAUUGGGGUUGGCGACAUGAAUUGGCACCGGAUUUGCAGCAAUCAUCGACAACACGAGACUUAGUUCAAAAUUAUGUUAUGGAUUGUCUCUUAUCUUAUCUGAAUUCUGUGGAGGAAAGCGCCAAAGCUGUAGAUACAAUCAAUUGGAAAAAGGGUAUAAUUCUCUUGAACAGUAGUGUCUAUUUCGAGUCUGCGUGUGCGGAUUCCGAAGUUGCAACCUACUUGGAUGACGAACAUUUCAACAACUUUUCAGAAUUAUCCCAAAAGUACUCCAGUAUGUAUAUGGAGGUUUGGCGUCAAUGUUCCCAAAACAUGUUGGACGCUACUUAUACGAAGGCAAAAGAAAAACCAAACAUGUCUACCAAAGAUAGAGAGGCAACCAAGGAGAAGUUCCGAAACUUUAAUGAACAAAUUACCAGUAUAGUUGAGAACCACAAGGAAUCCGUGCGCUUUGAGCCUUCGGUUGCCAGUUUUCUAUUGCAAGAAGUGCGGAAAACAGUUCUGCCUCUGUAUCAAAGAUUUUAUGACAAAUAUUUCACGAGUGACUUUACGAAAUACAAAGAAAAGUAUAUACGAUUCACAAAAGCUCAGUUGGAUUCAUACAUUACGGAAGCAUUCAAUCCUUCGCUAUCUUGA